Messenger RNA from Ostrea edulis (European flat oyster), 1064 nucleotides. Its product is annotated as solute carrier family 66 member 3-like. The transcript is spliced from 6 exons. Bases 101 to 727 code for a protein of 208 amino acids. The record is from RefSeq and is a predicted model, not a curated record. NCBI's taxonomy places the organism in Eukaryota, Metazoa, Mollusca, Bivalvia, Ostreida, Ostreidae.
UUAUUUCGUUUUCUUGUUGUAUACACAAACGUCGAGAUGAUCUAGACUACAAAGGGGUUCUCCUAAACACAGUGAAAGUUAACAGACGAAAAAUCGGGAAAUGGAGAUUGUGACUUUUUGUAAUUUUCUUAGCUACAGUGUCAUUUUGACCUGUCUGAUUGUUAAAAUACCCCAGAUUCUGUCAGUUCUUAAUGCAAAAAGCACAAAAGGACUCAGUUUAAGCAGUGUUUUGUUGGAGGAGAUUGGGUAUUCCAUUAUGCUGACAUACAAUUUUGCUAAGAAUUAUCCAAUUGCCUCUUAUUUAGAAUACCCAGUGCUUGUGCUUCAGGACUUUAUUUUGAUUGUUGCCAUACUUCACUUUGAUGGACUCCUGAAAGUGAAAAUACUUCCAGUCUUUUUUCUAUAUGUGUUCAUGUGCUCAGGAAUAGCGUUUAGAUGGUUUCCAGAUGUUAUUUUAACAACAGCAAUCAGUUCGGUAACUCCACUUUCCUUCUCCAGUAAAUUUGCUCAAAUCAAACUAUUGUACACUAGUAAAGCCCCAGGGCAGGUCAGCCUCGCCACUUGGAGCAUUGUAGCUUACGGAGCCACUGCCCGCGUGGUGACUUCGUAUUUUCUGACCGGGGACCCCGUUGUGAUAUUGAAUUUCUGCGUUGCAGCGACCAUGAACGUGACUAUUUCAUGCAUGAUUUUAUACUAUAGACAACUCGUGAAAGACAAGAAAGAAUAGAAAAUCCUUAUCCGGUACCAUACACGUGAUGUAUAUAUCCAAUUAUUAGUCAUUAGAAGGUCGCCAUGUGGCGGUAACUGACCGCCAGAAACAGAAGCGGACGUUCCAACCUUCGUGGUCCAGAAAUCAUGAGUGGCUGGAAUAAGAUGACCAGCUUAAUAAAAUGUUUUGUAAAUAUUGCAGAACAAUGGACAGUGUUAACGUCUUUGUGACCGAAUGUUGUAACUUAAACUUCGAGAAUUUGUUCAUCAUACUGUAGUUUGAUGUGAAAAUUAGUGCAACGGAUGCUUAAAAAUUAGUCAUUGCAUUUCAAUAAAUACCGAAAUAAUUGUCAGAA